Lactuca saligna is the source of this 858-nucleotide messenger RNA. Lineage: Eukaryota; Viridiplantae; Streptophyta; Magnoliopsida; Asterales; Asteraceae. The record is from the annotation of a GenBank genome assembly.
AUGAGCCAAUCAUUCCUAAAGGUUGGUGAUGAUCAUAUUCAUGAUCAACAUGAAUAUCCUAUUGAUUAUGCAGACGAUGAUGAAGAUUUCGAGUUAUGUGAUCAUGAUUCUCUAUAUAAUAUCGAAUUUGAAAUAGGCGAGAAUAGUAAUCUAAAUGGAGAAAACGAAAACGAGUUCAUUGAUGAUGAGACAGAUGAUACUAUAGCCAAUGAUAAUAUGGAUUUACAGAAAGACCAUGUCAAACCUAAAAUCAACUCAACAGUUGAUUCAUAUGGUGCGACAUUAUCAAUGUAUAAAAAUUAUGCAUCGGAAGUAGGUUUUGAUGUCAGUCUUGGAACAACGAAAUUCGACAUUAUCACACAACGACAUUUGCUAUGCAAUCGGGAAGAUGAACCAAGAACCGCUAAAGUGGAUACUCUAGAGCCUCAACAUAAUAAGAUUCCAAGAAUUAAGACUCAUUUAGGUGCGAAUGCAAAACAAAAAUUGUUUUUAUUCUACUACGUGGAGAUAUUUAUUCACAACCUGUCUAAGCAAAAUAUUGGUGCCUCAAGAGCACAUAGAUUGUAUACCAGACUUCAAGGUGGGUCUUACGUUCGAUGUGGUUUGGUUUCCGAUUUCAAGAACAAUGAUUGUCCAGCGCUUGAGAUGCCCUUAAGAGAAUCAUUCUACAACCAGAUUAUAGGUGUGGAGUCAACUAAUGAUGUGUCUGACAUUGAGAAUCCAUUUGAUAUUCUUAAUAAGGGAACUGACGGUCGUGGUAAAAGAUUAAAAUCUAAAAAAGAAAUGUUGGAAAAAGAAAGUUUGAAGCCUAAGCAAAAGUGUGCUUCAUGUAAACAGAUGGCUUCGCAUAACAAAUGA